UUUCAAGGGUCAAACGGUAAAUCAAGUUCACCCCUCUCCAAGAAACCCCACAUUCUAUAUACCAAAUCAUAAGAGUCGCCAUUCUUGUCCUCCUUUUCUCCCUUACUGGUUAUUCCGCAUACUUUUAACAAUCAUGGUGCUCGAGGCGACGAUGAUCUGCAUCGACAAUUCUGAGUGGAUGCGGAACGGCGACUACGCUCCCAGUCGAUUCCAAGCUCAAGCCGAUGCAGUUAACCUAAUUUGCGGCGCUAAAACUCAAUCGAAUCCGGAGAAUACAGUGGGAGUGCUGACAAUGGCUGGAAAAGGGGUCCGUGUAUUGGUUACCCCGACUACUGAUCUCGGAAAAAUUCUGGCUUGCAUGCACGGUUUAGAUAUAGGUGGUGAAAUGAAUUUAGCUGCCGGGAUACAAGUUGCCCAGCUGGCCCUCAAGCAUCGCCAAAACAAGAAGCAACAACAAAGAAUAAUUGUCUUUGUAGGGAGUCCUGUCAAAUAUGACAAGAAGGUGUUAGAAUUGAUUGGAAGAAAGUUAAAGAAGAACAGUGUGGCACUUGACAUUGUAAACUUUGGGGAAGAAGAUGAGGAGAAGACCGAGAAACUCGAAGCAUUGCUGUCUUCUGUAAAUAAUAAUGAUAGCAGCCAUAUUGUUCAUGUUCCUUCUGGUCCUAGCGCCCUUUCAGACGUGCUUAUAAGCACCCCAAUAUUUACUGGUGAUGGAGAAGGAGGGAGUGGUUUUGCUGCAGCAGCAGCUGCUGCUGCUGCUGGUGGAGUUUCUGGAUUUGAAUUUGGAGUAGAUCCUAAUUUGGAUCCUGAACUUGCUCUUGCACUUCGUGUAUCAAUGGAAGAGGAAAGAGCAAGGCAAGAAGCAGCUGCAAAGAAAGCUGCAGAAGAAGCUACUAAACAGGAAAAAGGAGAACAGUCCACAUCUCAAGAUACAACUAUGACUGAGAAUGUGAACCCUGGAAGUUCUGAACCUGAAAAGAAGACUGCUGAUCUUACGGAUGACGAGAAUGCAUUGUUACAGCAAGCACUCAUGAUGUCUAUGGAUGACAAUUCUUCCACUGCUGCUGUUCGCGAUACUGACAUGUCAGAUGCAUCUGCUGAUGAUCAUGACUUGCAACUUGCCAUUCAACUGUCUGUUCAAGAAGGUGCAGCAGGUGGGUCAGAUCAAACAAACCAGGCUGACAUGAGUAAGCUGUUGGCAGAUCAAAACUUUGUUUCUUCCAUCCUCGCAUCUCUUCCAGGAGUUGAUCCAAAUGAUCCACAUGUCAAGGAUUUGCUUGCAUCCAUGCAGAAUCAGUCAGAGAAGAAAGAGGAAGAUAAGGCGCCGGAAGAUGAGGAAAAGAAGUGAAGAAGCAGAAUAAGAUGCAUGAAUGAUGAGUGAGGUUCAUCCUCAAUUCCUACCUAAUUUGUUUCGUAUCGGUGAUGACAGUGAUUUGAUGCAAUGAAAGUUGGGAUUUAUUAUUUUUAUAUUUAGCAUUAGUAUGUGUUUUUGUCUGUCUUCUCUUUUUCAGCUGAUUUAGCACUCUCAUUGACUGUGAAUCUAUCAAUCAAUUUGCUUUAUGAUUUACUUGGCUGCUAAA
Molecule: messenger RNA, 1580 nt
Organism: Andrographis paniculata
Lineage: Eukaryota; Viridiplantae; Streptophyta; Magnoliopsida; Lamiales; Acanthaceae
Product: 26S proteasome non-ATPase regulatory subunit 4 homolog
Exons: 10
Coding region: 134-1348 (404 amino acids)
Biological process (GO): proteasome-mediated ubiquitin-dependent protein catabolic process
Cellular component (GO): proteasome regulatory particle, base subcomplex; cytosol; nucleus
Molecular function (GO): polyubiquitin modification-dependent protein binding
Source: RefSeq, a predicted model, not a curated record